Cercospora beticola is the source of this 840-nucleotide messenger RNA. RefSeq names its product 2-keto-4-pentenoate hydratase. Gene Ontology annotation, molecular function: 2-oxopent-4-enoate hydratase activity. The record is from RefSeq and is a predicted model, not a curated record. NCBI's taxonomy places the organism in Eukaryota, Fungi, Ascomycota, Dothideomycetes, Mycosphaerellales, Mycosphaerellaceae. Gene Ontology annotation, cellular component: cytoplasm.
AUGCACGAAAGCGAUCUCCAUACCAUCGCAAAAACCCUCCAUGAUGCUCGUCAAACCUCAAGACCUAUACAACCACCGACCAAAACCUGGCCGCAACUAACACCCGACGAUGCUUUGCGCAUCCAACAAAUCACUCUACACGACGCCCUCUCAAACGGUGAUCGCCUCGUAGGCUGGAAACUCGGCAACAUCGCAAAAGUCAUGCAAGAUGCUUUCGGCCUCGAUCAGCCCGAUUAUGGCUCCUUACUCGGCAGCACUUUCAUCUACGAAGGAACUUCCAUCGACCUGAAAAAUUUCAUCAAACCUUACGUUGAGCUCGAACCGGCUUUCAUAUUGAAGAAGUCAUUGCGAGGUCCGAAUGUUACUGUUGCAGAUGUCAUCAGUGCUGUGGAGUAUUGUCUUCCUGCCAUCGAGAUUAUUGAUUCGAGGGUGAGGGAUUGGGAAAUUGGACUUCCGGAUACGUUGGCGGAUAAUGGUUCUACGGGGGCGGUGAUACUUGGUGGGACGCCGAGGAGGUUGGAAGGAUUGGUGUUAGCUGACACGAAAGGAGUGUUGUAUUUUAAUGGACUGGAAGUGAUUCGAGGGAAUACGUCGAAUGUUUUGGGAAAUCCUCUAGCAGCUGUCGCGUGGCUUGUGAAUCGUUUGGCGGAGUUUGAUGUUACUUUGGAGGCUGGGCAUGUUGUUCUGCCUGGGAGUUGCUUGCAAGCGGUUCCGAUGUGGGAGGCUGGGCGUUGGAAUGGGGUGUUUGAGGGAUUUGGGAGUGUGGAGUUCGAUGUUGUUGGUGCUUUGCCGGCUUCUGCGACUGAGUUUAGGAAUGGUACUAUGAAGGCGAAGUUGUAA